CCUGAGAAGCAGUGUGUAGACUACCUCUCCAGUCCAGUCCCUGGAUAGAGGUGUAUUUUUUUUUUAUUAUUUUGUUUGUUUACUUGAUUUCGCCGUUUUGUAACGUUCUAGCAUGCGUCCGUGACUAUGUUGGCGUAUCGGUCCAAAUGUGGCUCAAACGAACCGGGUCUCAGUGAUGCCUUAGCGUCGCGUUACGUGAGACAGAGCAAGCAAACCUAUCGCAAAGUUUCCCUAUUGUACAGUAGAUGAGUGCGCGUGGACUUUAGGACAGUCCAGUACGUCAGGACAUUUGAGUCUGUCCUCUUGACAACACUACUACGUCGGUGUCGAGAGUUUAGCUUUGUUUUGGGGUCAGUCAAACACGGAGGACUUUUCGUCGUGUCCGCAGACAGGUUUAGUGGAUUUACGUCGUGUCCAAGGAAACGGAAGAUUAAAAGCUGAUGCUGUUGAGGUGAUUCCUGAACCCUUUCCAAGUCCAUCUCACUUUCUCGGCUCUGUCUCUACAUGUGCCCAGGGCAGCACGGAUAUAGCAGAGGGCCGCUGUGUUGACGGACUUGGUGACAUCAGGAACUCCCGCCUUGGUUCCCUCCAUUGUGUCUCAUGGAUCUCAGGCUUGCCUCAUUGACGCUCGGUACGCUACUGAUCCUUGUGACCUCUGGGCCACGGCCAUCCAUUGGACAGAAUGUUUACACCAACACAUGGGCCGUCCACAUCGCAGGGGGAGAGCAGGAAGCUAACCGGAUCGCUAGCAAACAUGGCUUUGUAAACCACGGGAAGGUAUUUGGAGAUUAUUAUCACUUCAGGCACCGCAGGGUGGUGAAGAGGUCUUUAUCAGAGCACAGAGGAACACACAUUCGCCUGCACACAGAACCUCAGGUAAUGUGGGCGGAACAGCAGGUGGUGAAACGAAGAACGAAGAGGGAUAUUUACUACGAGCCGACCGAUCCGAAGUUUGCACAGCAGUGGUACUUGUACAAUGAAGAGCAUCGUGACCUCAACGUAAAGGAAGCCUGGAAGCAGGGUUUCACCGGUCAAGGUGUCGUUGUGUCCAUACUGGAUGAUGGAAUUGAAAAAAACCACCCAGAUCUGAUUCAAAACUAUGAUCCAGAUGCUAGCUACGAUGUUAACGACGGCGACCCAGACCCCCAACCUCGAUACACCCAACUCAAUGAUAACAGACAUGGGACACGCUGUGCUGGAGAGGUUGCUGCUGUCGCCAACAAUGGCAUGUGUGGUGUCGGAGUGGCCUACAACUCCAAGAUCGGAGGUGUGCGCAUGUUGGACGGAGAGGUCACUGAUGUGGUAGAAGCUCAAUCUCUCAGUCUCAACCCACAGCACAUCGACAUCUACAGCGCUAGCUGGGGACCUGAAGACGACGGCAAAACAGUGGACGGACCUGCAAAGCUGGCCAAAGAGGCUUUCCUACGUGGCGUAAUGGAGGGCCGCGGAGGACGGGGCUCCAUCUUCGUUUGGGCUUCAGGCAACGGCGGCCGAGAGAAGGACAGCUGCAACUGCGAUGGCUACACCAAUAGCAUCUACACGCUGUCGAUCAGCAGCAGCACACAGAACGGCAACGUGCCCUGGUACAGCGAGGCCUGCUCGUCCACCCUCGCCACAACUUACAGCAGUGGAGGUCUCAAUGAGAAACAGAUUGUCACUACAGACCUCAGGCAGAAGUGCACAGACUCCCACACAGGCACCUCUGCCUCAGCCCCUCUGGCGGCAGGAAUCAUCGCCCUCGCCCUCGAGGCCAAUAAAAACCUAACCUGGAGAGACAUGCAGCAUCUGGUUGUGAGGACGUCCAACCCUGCCCACCUCACCACCAAUGACUGGAAGAUAAAUGGGGUGGGUCGCAGAGUAAGCCAUUCUUAUGGAUAUGGUCUGCUGAAUGCUGGGGCUAUAGUGGCUCUGGCAAAGAACUGGACAAAUGUUGGACCUCAGCGGAAAUGUGUCCUUUCCCUGGUGUCUGAGCCCAGGAAUAUUGGGAGUCAUUUGGUGAUCAACAAGAGUGUAGAUGCAUGUGCUGGGACGGACAAUUUUGUGAGCUCAUUAGAGCACGCUCAAGCUCGGCUCACCCUGUCCUAUAACCGCAGAGGAAAUCUGGCCAUCUACCUGAUCAGCCCGCAGGGCACCCGUUCCACGCUUCUUGCACCCAGACCUCACGAUUACUCGUCUGAGGGCUUCAAUGACUGGGCUUUCAUGACCACCCACUCCUGGGAUGAGGACCCUCGUGGAGAAUGGACAUUGGAGAUUGAGAACAUGUCUGGAACCAGUGACUAUGGCACUCUGACUCAGUUCACGCUGGUUCUCUAUGGCACAGCUUCUAGUUCCUCCGGCCCUUCAGCAGCAGACUCCAGUCACUGCAAAACAUACGACCUCAAUCAGAGCUGCACAGAGUGCAACCCCGGCUUCUACUUGCACGCCCAGGGCUGUGUCAGAGACUGUCCAGCCGGUUUCGUCGCAGGCACCCGUUCCAUCACCCCCCUAAACAACGAGGUGAUAGACGUCCUCCGUCCCGCCUGCCAGCCCUGCAACCGCGCCUGCCUCACCUGCAGUGGCACGGGCCCUGAGAACUGCCUCUCCUGCCCGCCUCACAGCCAUCUGGACGGCGUCACCGGCACCUGUCUGCACCUGAACCAGAUCCUGCGGGAAUCUCCGGACGGCGGGCUGUAUCAGACACAGGGCGAUGGCUCAUCCGUCAAACUCCAUCCAGAGCUCACCUCACACCUGCCUGUGACCGUGGCCGUGCUCAGCUGUGCCUUCAUCGUGGCUACGUUCGUGGCUGUGUUCGGCUUCCUGCAGAUGCACACACGUAAGUUGAACAAACUGCUCUCGGCCGAAACGGGGCCGGGAUCCGGCUUGCUGGUCGGGUUCGGUUUUAACCGCACCGCAGUUGCCUACAAGGGCAUCCCGAGUGUUUGGCGGGAGGACGAGGGCAAUUCCGAGUCUGAAAACGAGGAAUUCGAGAUUCGCAAUGAGAGGACUGCCUUCAUCAAAACACAAAGUGCUCUUUAACCCCUUCUUGCCCACGUUCCUCCCCUCUCUAGCCUCUACUGCACUGUUGUCUCUCUUUUUUUUUUUUUAGUGUUUUCCUUUUGGGGUUCGUCUGAACGGAUCUCGCUUUUGAGGGUUUUGGUUUGUUUUUCACACCUGUCGUAGUUAUAUGAGCCAUGAUUCACCUGGGGGGUUGACCUUUCGGUGCCUCAACAUGGAAAGCUUCCAAUCACAAGCGACGGGGACGAACCGAUUGCGGGGCUGCCCCAGAAUUACAAUAAAUAUGAUUAUUGUUUUCUCUCUUCCUCUUGCCUAGUGAGAUUUUAAGAAACAACAUGAUUUGCAUACGACAAAAACAAAGCUUUUCUUUGAGUGAAUGAGUAAGUGUGUGUGUGUGUGUAAACUACGUUUAUAUGAAGUCGGUCAGUGCUGCAGUGGGUCGGAUCCACUGGCUUUGCGCAGGGAGCCUUUUAGAAGAACAUAUCACUAUUUCUACAUGGUCUGAUGAAAGCAGAGCAGUGUGUUGUGGGUUAUACACGUUUGAAGAGCUUACUGCUCCCCCUAGAGCAUCUACAUUGCUGAAUUCAUAAUUGUUUUAUGCACAGUAGGCUGUAAAGGAAUAGUUCUCCAAAUGAUGAAACCUCUGCUCACCCACGUCAUUGCAAACCUGCUAUAGAGCUAUAUACAUACAUAUAUAUAUAUAUAUAUAUAUAUAUAUAUACAUACAUAUAUAUACAUAUGUAUAUAUAUGUAUGUAUAUAUGUGUAUAUAUAUGUAUAUGUGUAUAUAUGUGUAUAUAUAUGUAUAUAUAUAUAUAUAUGUGUAUAUAUAUGUAUGUAUAUAUGUGUGUAUAUAUGUGUGUAUAUAUAUAUGUAUAUAUGUGUGUAUAUAUGUAUAUGUAUAUAUGUGUGUAUAUGUGUAUAUAUGUAUGUAUAUAUACAGUAUAUAUUUAUAUGUAUAUAUAAAUGUGUGUGUGCAUAUCUCUAUAUGUGUGCACGUGUACAUAUAUAUCCAUAAACGUACAUACAUUUAUAUAUAUAUAUAUAUAUAUAUAUACACACACACACACACUCACAUGUAUACACAUCUGUGUAUUUGUGUAUAUAUGUACAUACAUACACAUACAUGCACAUACACAUGUAUAUGUAUAUGUAUAUACAUAUAUAGUACACAUACAUGUACAUAUAUAUGUACAUAUACCAAAUGAUUAAUUACAUCCAAAUAAAAGUUUGUUUACAUAACACACACCACACACACACACACACACACACACAUAUAUAUAUAUAUAUAUAUAUAUAUAUAUAUAUAUAUAUAUAUAUAUAUAUAUAUUACAUACAUACAGUAUAUAUUUAAAAAAAAGUAUUCACAUAUAUUUACAUGUAUAAAUUUACUUUCAUAUAAUUGAUAUUAUAUAUAUAUGUGUGCGUGUGUGUGCAUUUAUAUAUACAUAAUAAAUACACACGGUACACAUGAUGCAUAUAUUAUGUGAACAAUAACUUGUUACAGUUAAUUGUUUUGUUUUGAGUCAAAAUCUGGAAAAUGCCAUUUAGCUGAACAUCAUUAUUUUUGUAAUUAAUUAAUAUAAUUUGUAUAUAUAAACAAAAACACAGCACUGUAACAUAUAUAUUAACUUUUACACUGUGUUCUCAAAUCUCAAAAAUGUGAGCACAAAUGCUAAAAUCGAGAAUAUUUUCACCAAAUAGUGACUUCAAUGUAAACUUUAUACCUCAUAAAAUUACCAUAUGUCAUCAAAAGACUUAUAUAUAGUAAAUAUAGUGCGCAAGACCAUUUUUAUGUUGCUUUUGUUGUCAUUUCUGAUGCUUGACAUCAUUUCUCUCUCUUUAAUUGAUCUGAUGAUUCUAAAAACUGUCUAUUGUUUUUUUGUUUUGUUUUUUUAAGUAAGAUUUCAUGCAGGUUUGAAAUGACACGAUUGAAUAGGUGAAUAUGCUGAGUAGUUUCAUUUUAUUUGUGAGCAUUUCUUUGUGAACCGCAGAAUCCCUGCGCUCCCGACCGUACCGUACAGAGGAGAAAACUCUGAUGUCGGUCAGUUCCUCCGAGCCAGCUCAGCAACAUUAAGCUCUUCUCUUUUCUGAAUCUGUCCUCCAGUCAAGGUUUCGAAACACUAGAAAAGUUCCCAGUUAUAGGCCUAUUCUAAAAACACCUGGCUUCCGUAUUGUCAUAUUCAUGGGGAUCAUCCAUUCAUCAUUUAUGGAUGUUGGAGUAGUUGGGUGUGUUUUUGAAAUGAAUCAGAAAAAGGGCUGUGAUGACCCUCACCCAAAGCAGCUGCCAGAUAUCACUUGGGUUUUAUAGAUGAUUGGUUAUUUUUAUCUGCUCAAGUCAUCAGGUUAUUUUCUUCGCUUAUUACGGUUUGCUGUAGUAGCACCCUUGGCCUUGUCAGCUCAUCUGCACAAAUAUAGUGCUGUUGUAUUUUUGUCUUUAUCUGAAUCACACAUUCAUGAUCCACAUAUGUUGGUCUCAUGCAGUAUCUUUACAAAAUGGCAAUGUUAUCUAUGGAAUCUGUGCAAUAGAAACCCAGAGUAAUGCGAUGAUGUGCUGAUAGUCCGACUUCCUUUGUCGUAUCAUAUCAAAAUGAGUGGCGGAGACUGGUGAGCACUAUCAGCCUUUCAAAACCAUUGUUUCUUAACAAAGGACACAACUUAGGCCAGUUCACAAACUACUUGGACGUUCUUCAGCCUUGCCUUAGUUUAAUUUAAACGCUUCGUUAUAUAAUGAAUACAUCAAGGCUCGCCUUUUUUUAAUCUGUGUACUGUUCAUCUACACAGUCUGUAAACUAACAGAACAUCUUCAUUUAUGACACCCUACAGUUUCACAGCUGUUAAACAAUCAUGAGACUUUAUGAUAAUGUCAAUUUUUAAUGCUUUUGAAAUACGUUUAUUCAUUUCCCUACACUUUUGUUUAGCUAAACUGUAAAAAAACAGCUGUUCUGCCCCCUGCAGUAAUGAUUUAGUGUUACAGCUGUUUUGGAAAGCCUUAAAGAGCGUGAAGGCAUGACCAAAGAGCACAGGAUGAAAAUCUGCUUGCCUUAGAGCUAUAACAUGACCUGAAAACACACUUAAAAAAAAAAAAAAAAAAAAUACAAAUGUAGUUCUUUUUUUUAUUGAGGUUAGUUUCAGUUUUGAAUUAGAUAAUUGAUUUGGCCAUACACCUUCAGAAAAAGCUUUGAGUGGCUAUUGAAUGACAUUUUAGCGGUUGUGGUGUAAACUCAUGUCGUGGCAACAGUUUUUACCAAGGCCACAUGCAAUAGGUUUUCACCCUGAUGGUGCGAUGAUUGCAUUGCGCUUUAAGGGCUCGAGUGUUCGUGUGUGUGCUUGUUUGUUUGUUUGUGUGUGUGUGUGUGUGUUCAGGCUCAAGUGAGAACCUUCUGGAAGCAUAGGAUUAUUUUCACCUUUAUUUGAAGAGUCAACUGAUGCAUGUAGAUCCCCAAGUAGAAAACACCAAUCAUUUGUAUGACUACCUGAGACGGGACAACUAUAUAAAAAUAAGGCCUAUUUUUGUACUAUAUAUGGUGCAUUGUCAUUUACAUGUAAUUUAAAGAUUAUUUUGCUCUUUUUUUUCUUUUUAUUUAAUUGAUGUCAAUAUGCGAAUUAUAGAUUAUACAAAAAAAAAAAAAUAAAGAUCUAUGCAAACUUCA
Messenger RNA from Labeo rohita (rohu), 6646 nucleotides. RefSeq names its product furin (paired basic amino acid cleaving enzyme) a (gene furina). Gene Ontology annotation, cellular component: trans-Golgi network; Golgi membrane. Gene Ontology annotation, molecular function: serine-type endopeptidase activity. The transcript has 16 exons. The record is from RefSeq and is a predicted model, not a curated record. NCBI's taxonomy places the organism in Eukaryota, Metazoa, Chordata, Actinopteri, Cypriniformes, Cyprinidae. Bases 601 to 3015 code for a protein of 804 amino acids. Gene Ontology annotation, biological process: peptide hormone processing.